CAAAUAAGCCCAAAAGUCGAUAAGUCCGCGCACCAGACAGCUGAUGAAAAAUUUUAUAGGAGGAAAUAUAAACGAAGGGUAAAAUCAACCACUUUCAGUACACGUAUACAGGUAAACCAAUUUGAUGCUUGGCGCAGCAUUUAGAUGUGGUGGCACUUAUUUGCAGCGUGACCUGUCCAAGUUCAAUUAUCCAACAGCCUUAUCCGCCUGCCGUCAAAUUAUCGCAACACAGCAGCAAUUACUAGUACCUACGCGGUUUUAUAACAAAUCAGUUGUACAUUUAUUAAACAACAAAGUAGUUGCACACUGUUCCAACGCCAAAUUAAAUCAACGCAAAAUGCCAGCAGAACAGAAGCCUCAAAUCGUUUUUGUAUUGGGUGGUCCCGGUGCUGGUAAAGGAACGCAAUGCUCCAAAAUUGUAGAGCGUUACCAAUUUGUACAUCUCUCUGCGGGCGAUUUGUUACGGGAGGAACGUGCUCGUCAGGGUUCUGAAUAUGGUACGCUAAUUGAAGAUUACAUACGCAAUGGUAAAAUUGUACCCGUUGAAGUGACAUGCUCGCUGCUCGAGAAAGCGAUGCAGAACUCUGGCCAACACAAAUUCCUUAUUGAUGGUUUUCCACGUAAUCAAGAUAAUCUGGAUGGUUGGACACGACAGAUGGGCGAUAAAGUAGAUUUUCAAUUUGUCUUAUUCUUCGAUUGUGGUGAAGAUAAGUGCGUGGAACGUUGCUUGUCGCGAGGUCAAAGUGGUUCUGGUCGCAGUGAUGAUAACUUGGAGAGCUUAAAGAAGCGCAUACAAACGUACAACAAUGAUUCAUUGCCAAUUAUCAAACAUUUCGAACAAUUAGGAAAAGUGAAAAAAAUCGAUGCUAGUCCAAUAGCUAAUGAAGUAUUUAAGCAAGUUGAAGAAGUAUUUGCAGCUGCUGGUUUCAAGUAAACCUACUCGUAGUAAUUUAAUAAACUACGCUACCUGGCGUUAUAAUAUGGCGGUAUAAUGAUGCGAAAAUCGUUACAAAAGAUCAUUAACUUAUUUUAAAAUGGAUAUUAGAAAAUAAAAUACUUAAUUAUACAAACACUACAUACAUGUGUGUACUAGGUAUAUACGAUAUGAAAGUUUUACGAAUGCUAGCAAAAUGUUAUAAAAAAGUAUUUAACACAAAACAGAGUUAAGUGUGGCUACAAUAUUAACUUUCUGUGUAUUUGUUGACCAUGUUUAAAUUAAAUAUAUUUAAUAUAUAUAUAUUCAUUCAUUGGUGGUUCACCUAUGAUGUCAGUACGUUGAGGUCAGUUUGAGGGCAAUUUUAAAAUGAAAUGUAUGAAAUUUGGCUUAAGACACGCAAAUAAAUUUCAUGAAAAGUAAAUACGUAUGUAUCUACUUAAAGUUUUUGAUAAUAGGGCAAAGCCGUAGAUAAAAGGCAAAAGCAAUAUUUGCAAAUCAUUUAUCAGUAAGUAUGUACUUAAAAGUUAUAAAAUAUACGAAAAAAUAAUCUGAAAGGGUGGAUUUUCAGACGAACUCAACUAUAAACGCAAACUUUUGUACUUUAAACGACCAUAUGUAUGUACACAUAUGUAGUAAGUAUGUAUGUACAUAUAUCUCUAUUACGCAGUCAAAGAUAAGAGUACACAAGACUGCGCGUUUAAAUAAAAAAAGUUUACUCAGCAAGCAUCUUAAUUAAGGUUACAUGUGGGUUACGAAGAAGUAUACUUAUACCUAAGUAAAUGCAUAUGUUUAUAGUAAAUACAUACCAUCGUAAUUGAUGUUGCUUAAAA
This is a messenger RNA of Rhagoletis pomonella (apple maggot), 1767 nucleotides long. RefSeq names its product UMP-CMP kinase (gene Dak1). Gene Ontology annotation, molecular function: ATP binding; UMP kinase activity. The record is from RefSeq and is a predicted model, not a curated record. The transcript has a single exon. Lineage: Eukaryota; Metazoa; Arthropoda; Insecta; Diptera; Tephritidae. Gene Ontology annotation, biological process: 'de novo' pyrimidine nucleobase biosynthetic process; CDP biosynthetic process; UDP biosynthetic process. Bases 125 to 934 code for a protein of 269 amino acids. Gene Ontology annotation, cellular component: cytoplasm; nucleus.